GCACCCGCGAGAGGGAAGUGCGCUCUGGCGAGUGAGUUUCGAGCCAGCAGUCAGUUCCGAUCUUUCAUUAGGCAUCGAUUCGAACGACUCAAAGGAGUUCCGGCUGAUAGCGAGUAGCGAAUUGUAUCCGUGAAUUCCUCUGAUAAUCGAUACCUCCCUAUUGAUAGAGGUGUACUCCGAUCAACAUGUGAGAGAGCCACGUGAUCGGAUUUAGAGGAAAGUUCAACUAUUUCUCGGACUUGACAGCUCAGAUUUGAUCUCUGGACCAUGGUCAGUCUCGGGGAUUACGAUAACUUCUCGGGCAACAUCUCGGAGCAGCUUCUGGAAGCGAACGAUGACCGUGCCGCGUCCGAGACCGCCUUGAGCGCGAAUCUGGACCUGCCGAAUAACAGGGUCCAGACUAGCGCUGUGAUCGUGUUUCAAGUGUUCAUGAUGAUCGAUCUACUCGUUGCGGCGUUCCUUCUGCCGUAUUUCCCAGACAUCCCGGUUCCUGUCUUCUCGUUGAUCGUGUAUCUACAUUGCGCCGUUUGGGCUCUCACGUUUAUCCUCGACGCCUACCUUCGGAAACAACAUGCGCUCCUCUCCUGUUACGGCUUCAUUAAUUUCUAUCAGAAAACAAAGACACUCCGACGGACGUCUUUGAACAUUAUGAGUUGCGGCUCGAUUCUGAUGCUGAUCAUCAGUGUGGUGAUCGCCGACUACUGUGCUCAGCGCUCUCAAUGCCCGCCGGGCCUGGAUAGUAAAGUUUAUCUCCAGAUGGUUAUCGCUCUCGAAACGAUUAUCCUGCUCCCGGUGUACAUUUAUUAUUUGAAGCUUAAUCACGAUUUCCACAGUAACAAGGCCCGACCCGAUAUCGAACCACCGAACUUCAUCACGAGCAUCAUACAAGACCAGAACGGCGUAGAGAUCGGAUUCCGCGACAACAACGCUAUUGAAGACACUGUGGAGAAACAAUCUGACAUGAUCCGCUAUUUGACACAAUACAACACGCAUCUGAAACAGAAACUCGUUCGACUGAGCCUCGAAGUUCAGAAUUCCAGGAGGAAUGACCUUGUCGACUACUGAGCUAGAAGCGUGAGAAAGCGCGUUCUUUCCGGCGGUUCGGAGCUUCGGUUCCCCUCCCCCCGAGACUAUGGUGCCAAAGUUCAAAAAGAUAACGACUGUAUACACAUAGAUUGACGGUCUAGAACGACCAGCGCUGAAACGAUUACCUGUCCCACCGUUGCCCGUUGGCACCGAAGGGAAAUCUUAAUAAAAUGAACGAAAGACUUCUUCA
This is a messenger RNA of Galendromus occidentalis (western predatory mite), 1276 nucleotides long. RefSeq names its product transmembrane protein 192. The transcript is spliced from 6 exons. NCBI's taxonomy places the organism in Eukaryota, Metazoa, Arthropoda, Arachnida, Mesostigmata, Phytoseiidae. Gene Ontology annotation, cellular component: late endosome; lysosomal membrane. The record is from RefSeq and is a predicted model, not a curated record. The coding region runs from base 268 to 1065 and encodes 265 amino acids.